AUGACACUCUACAUCCGGCCUUUGUCUGUGAGCGAUCUCGAUCAGUGCGUAACUGUCGAGUCCGCAGCCUUUCCACCUGCUGAAGCUGCGACUCGCGAAAAGGUAAACACCGUCAUCCAACUUGUAACAGUGGUUCUUCACCGACAUUUGAAUUUUGCACAUCCUGUAGCUUGCAAUGUUGUAUUCUUCCAGAUUGAGUACCGUUUGACAGUCUGCCCUUCUAUUUGCCUCGGGUUGUUCCUCCGUGGAGCUACGGGUUACCUUGAGGGGACACGACAACAAGGCAGCAUACCGGUUUUGGCUGAUGUGUCUGAAGGAUCCAAAGAUGACAGACUGAUCGCGCAUACUAUUUCCACACAAUCAGCUUCGCGGGUCGUUAAAGAUGAGGACAUGGCCGUCCCAGUGACCUGGAAGACGAUCCCUUCGGCGACAUACCAAGUUGGCCAUAAUCCUGACGGCAGAACCAUUGCGCUUCACUCGCUUGCUGUGUCACCACCUUUCCAAAGAUUGGGCUACGGCAAGAAGCUGAUGGCAGUCUAUAUCGAAGAAAUGAGACGAACAGUUCAAGCAGACAGGAUCUCAAUUCUUACUUAUGACAGGCUUGUUUCUUACUAUCAAGCAUUGGGCUUCACACAUUUGGGCAAGAGUCAGUCUGAAUAUGCAGGGGUUGCGUGGCAUGACUUGAGCAAGUAUGUCGAACGCUCGCUCGCCGCUGCAGAUACUGUAGCAAAAGACCGCGUCUUGCUCAAGGUCUGGUGA
Colletotrichum higginsianum IMI 349063 is the source of this 759-nucleotide messenger RNA. Its product is annotated as six-hairpin glycosidase. Gene Ontology annotation, cellular component: cytoplasm. The transcript is spliced from 3 exons. Bases 1 to 759 code for a protein of 252 amino acids. The record is from RefSeq and is a predicted model, not a curated record. NCBI's taxonomy places the organism in Eukaryota, Fungi, Ascomycota, Sordariomycetes, Glomerellales, Glomerellaceae. Gene Ontology annotation, molecular function: aralkylamine N-acetyltransferase activity.